This is a messenger RNA of Haliotis rufescens (red abalone), 2554 nucleotides long. Its product is annotated as sushi, von Willebrand factor type A, EGF and pentraxin domain-containing protein 1-like. The transcript has 16 exons. Gene Ontology annotation, molecular function: zinc ion binding; metalloendopeptidase activity. The record is from RefSeq and is a predicted model, not a curated record. The coding region runs from base 72 to 2471 and encodes 799 amino acids. NCBI's taxonomy places the organism in Eukaryota, Metazoa, Mollusca, Gastropoda, Lepetellida, Haliotidae.
GGUGACAGGGUAUAAAAGCAUAAGCUCUCCCCACCAGUUUGACAUGAGCUAUACUGAGGCGAGCACUCGCGAUGUCUUUAGUACGUUCAACCAGUUUAGUGUUCUGUCUGGUAGUGCUUGUUCUAUGCAGAUGGACGGCAGGAAAAUCAUGCUCGAAGAGCUGUCCAAGCCCACUGGUCUUAUACACGGCCAACUGCGUUUGCGUUCCAUCAUUCGUACAAUGCUUCAGACAAGAUGAGACCGAUUGUCCGGCAGUCACAAAAGCCAAGUUUUGCAACACUCCGACCUACAUGGUGUCGUGUCCACACAGCUGCGGCCUUUGUAAAUCGGACUAUGUUCCAUCCUCCAAACUGGCAAUCGCUUUCUUCCCCUCGGGGAAAUCGGCACUCGACAUGUACCUGGGUAACUGUGGCGCCCCCCCACGUUUGGCAAAUGGCGUCUGCAGGGCAACACAUGGUAAACUUUCUGACGUAGCAACCUGCGCCUGCAUCCCUGGCUACAAGCUCGCUGGACAUGGUCUCAGUCACUGCCAGAAAAAUUGGAAAUGGUCUGCCCACGCCUCGACCUGCAUCAUUAAAAACUGUGGCUCGCCUCCAGUGGUUGCUCGUGCAACUGUAAGCGCCCCUGUCACGACAUUCGGCGCAACAGCAACAUACACAUGUAACGUUGGCUUCAGACUUCGCAGCUCGCCCUUCUCCAGAUGCAAGAAGGAUGGUACCUGGACGGCCAUGGGUCGCAUUUGUACACUACACGAUUGCGGUGCACCUAAAGCCUUGCCCAAUGCUGUGUCUUCUUCACCUGCAACCACCGUCGGCCGGAUAGCUACCUACACAUGCAAACCUGGCUAUACCGCAAGCGGCACACGCACGAUCCUCUGCAAGGCUGGCGGUACUUGGGCUACAACAAACUUCAAAUGUACCAUCAAAAACUGUGGUACACCCACUGCCGUCACGGAUGCUACAGUGUCGGCACCAACUACCACCUUCGGUUCUACCGCCACAUACACCUGCAACCAAGGAUUCACAAGAAGAUCGGGUUAUCUCAAAGUCGUCUGCUUGUCAAGCGCCAGAUGGUCUACUAACAACUUAAAGUGCUCCAAAUUUGCCUACAUAAACGGGUAUGUUUUGGGUAUGAGGAUUAUUCCUGGUAACGGCGUCAGCUCUGCCAACACUUGGAAAAAUCCGUCUAUCAAGCUGGACUUCCCUGUGCCCGCGUCUCUGCAGCCUGGUUGCCUAGGGCCCGACACACGUCUCCCCUGUAAGACGCAUUUCAGGAGCACGCUGGUUAACUAUUGGUCAAAGAUCGGCUUACAGAGGGUGCGCGUCGUCCUCCUCAAAAAUAGAAAGGCAGUAAGGACGUUGGACUUCAACGCAAAAGGAACGAACUACCUCUCUUGGUUCUCCAGAUCCAAAUUGAUAAGAUCCACUUGGAAAAAUCUUCCUUACAAAUAUUCCAUGAACCAUUUCAAGAUCCUUGGGCCCUCAUCCUAUAGGAACUGGUACAUCAACAGAGCAUCGCGCACAUGCAGUACAGACGACGGAUGGCUUGUUGUAAAAGAUUCAGCUGGUGCUGGUUGCCCCUACGAUAAAGGAAAGAGUUUUCCGAGGAUAAAGUAUUCAAACACCGAAUACCAUCAAAGAGCAACACGUUACGCAACGGCGGAUACUAUGUUAAUACUUCUAAAACUGGCUACCGAUGUAUGCGGCCCUCCUCCAACUGUUAAAAGAUCAACCGUCAAAUAUACCUCCCUCGCUGUUGGCGCUAAGGCUGUAUACACAUGCCACACAGGAUUCCAAGCUACACGCACCCCAUCAAUAAAUUGUUUAGCCGACAGCACCUGGACGAAGGUCUACUUUAGUUGUGAACCCAACACCUGCGCCAGUGUCAAGAAGUGCAAUGCUAAAAAAGAUGGAGAAUACUGGAUAUACCCCACGCUGCUCAAGGGCGCCAGUUUGAAGGUUUACUGCUAUAAUAUGAAGUCCCGCAGUCCCAUGGAUUACAUUACGCUAGUAAAAAGAAACUAUGCCAACUAUCCUGCCACGCGAAACACAAAAUGCACCGGCAAAGACGUGCCUCUUCCUAAACCUAACAAGUCCGGAGUCACUACAUUCUCCAAGGUUCGGAUCUACGUAUCGACAAUGCAAGUCAUCAGAAGCGACUUGAGAUUUGCCAGAUCAACUGGCACCGUCCAGCAGUUUGGAGUAGCGUACGCCUGCCACUCUAAACUAAACAAAUGCAAGAAGAAAGGAGUUACUGUUGUGGACUUCAGAGGCACUGGACUUGGAAUAAAAUCUACGGCAAUCUUUUCAACAGGGCUAUACGGCUCUGGAUACUACUCUCACAGUGGAUCGAAGGAAUAUUACAAGCUUGUGUGUGGCGGUUACUGCGGAGGUUGCUAUAUGCCCGGAAGCGUCCGCAUGAAACGAAUUUACUCACCAAAAGCAAGCAGCGCUACAAAGGUCAACUGUUGAAUAUUGGGGUUUGGUCAUCGCAGCGUACUGUAACGCAAGAAUCUUAAUACAUGUACGAUGUGAAAAUAAAAUGUCGUGACAAA